AUGUCUGUCGCUUCGCCCACCGUUAAUAUCCAUUUUACCAAAUUCCUUAUUCUUCGUCGUUCUCUCUCGCAUCAACCUUCAUGUCGAUUACGAUAUCGCCUCGCUCCUAGUAGAGGAUUGAACCUUAGUUACUACCAGAGUUGUGUCUCUCACAGAUUUGUGUUUUUGAAUUCUAAGUGUUCCAUUACAAAUACUGAUGUACAAUUGGAAUUGGAUCAUGCUAACAUCAUUGAUGAAGAUAAAAAUGAAGGAGAGUGUUCAAUUCUCCAACCUGAAUGUCCUGUGCCAAUUAAAUUCAAUACAGACAUUCUGCUCUCUGAGGGGACAUUUUUAGAUUCUCUGUUGACAUCGUUACCGGUUUUGUCUAAGGAGGAACAACAUGCUCUUGCAUCCACUCCAGCACACCCUGCCGCGCUAUAUGCUUUCUAUUCUAGUUGCAUUGUUGCAAAUUUUGUGGAGCAGCUUUGGACUUUUGCGUGGCCUUCUGCCAUUGCCUUGAUUCAUUCAAGCCUCUUGCCAGUUGCUGUGAUGGGUUUCUUCACCAAAGUGGCUAUAAUUGUUGGUGGUCCCUUGGUUGGAAAAUUAAUGGACCAUUUGCCUAGAGUACCUGCAUAUAACUACUUAACUAUCAUUCAGGCAACCACUCAGUUGCUAUCUGCAGCUAUGAUUAUCCAUGCCCAUUCUGUUCCUCCUACUUCAGUGUCUACUUUGUUUCUGCGUCCAUGGUUUGUCAUAUUGGUUUCAGCCGGAGCUAUUGAGAAGCUAUGCGGUGUAGCUUUGGGGGUUGCAAAUGAGCGUGACUGGGUUGUGCUGCUCACAGGAGUAAAUAGGCCAGUCGCACUUGCCCAGGCAAAUGCUUUUCUAAAUCGAAUUGAUCUCUUAUCUGAGAUAGCUGGAGCAUUGCUGUUUGGAAUCCUUCUUUCCAAAUUUCAUCCAGUAACCUGUUUAAAAUUUGCUUCUGUCUUAAUGAUUGGAUUACUUCCUGUUACAAUCGUUCUAACAUGUUUAGCCAACAAGCUUUCUACUGGUGUUCUUGAUCGGCCCAAGCCAUCCCAAACUUGUGGUAGAUCAUUCAAUGAAGAUUCUGAACCAGAUGCUGAAAGUAUAGUGGUUAAAGGUCUGGAAGCCAUCAAGCUGGGCUGGAAGGAGUAUUUGGGUCAGCCAGUCCUCCCUGCUAGUAUUGCGUGGGUUCUCCUCUACUUCAAUAUUGUUCUCACACCAGGCAGUUUGAUGACAGCAUUUUUAACACAACAUGGCUUACAUCCAUCUAUCAUUGGAGGAUUUAGCGGAAUGUGUGCUUUUAUGGGUGUGGCAGCAACAUUCGUGUCUUCAACUCUGGUCAAGCAAUUUGGCAUUUUAAAGGCUGGGGCAGUUGGGUUGGUGUUUCAAGCUUUACUUCUCAGCAUGGCUGUUGCUGUAUAUAUGAGUGGAUCAAUAUCACAUCAGAGCCCUCUUUUUGUUUUCUUGUUUCUGAUCAUUUUGUCACGGCUAGGACACAUGUCAUAUGAUGUUGUAGGGGCACAAAUUAUCCAAACUGGAAUCCCAUCAUCCAAAGCAAAUCUCAUUGGGACUACAGAAGUCGCGGUUGCAAGUUUGGCAGAGUCUAUGAUGCUCGGUGUUGCAAUAAUUGCAAAUGAUCCUUCUCAUUUUGGAUGUUUGGCAAUCUUGUCUCUUCUAUCAGUGGUUAGUGCAGCAUGGAUGUUCUGUAGAUGGUUGUCGAAUCCAACAGACGAACAAAAAAGCCUUUUUUCUUAA
This is a messenger RNA of Lathyrus sativus (Indian pea), 1755 nucleotides long. The record is from the annotation of a GenBank genome assembly. NCBI's taxonomy places the organism in Eukaryota, Viridiplantae, Streptophyta, Magnoliopsida, Fabales, Fabaceae.